Linum trigynum is the source of this 1169-nucleotide messenger RNA. The record is from the annotation of a GenBank genome assembly. NCBI's taxonomy places the organism in Eukaryota, Viridiplantae, Streptophyta, Magnoliopsida, Malpighiales, Linaceae.
GUACGUAGCGGAAAGGGAAACGGCUCCAUAAUCAACAAUGAAGGCUUCCCGACCUCAUCGUUGAAUUCUGGGUUCUUUGAUUACCGUAGACGCUUAAGUCCUGCGGCCGAUCUUCGUCGGGCUGAGCAACCUCGGCAUCAAGAGGCGCUGCAGGGGCAACAGCCUCAAGAGGUUGAAUUCACCAUCAAAUUGCUUCAGCAAGCAGCCAUGAAAGUGAGUUUUUUUAGGGAUUCUUAUAUGCUUAUAUGUUCAUUUUUUUUAGAUCUUCAAUGGUUCCAAAUGUUAUUUUCGUCUCACCAAGAGGUUUUUGAACGCGGAUACCUAGUCAGUCUUGUACCCAUGUUUCCCUUCUGUUGGUUGAUGAGGCUUAUUGCAUUUUCUGAUUCUGUUGUUCAUCUCCGCAAGUUUAUAAAACGAGAGCAUUGGUUUGCCAUUGUUGAAUUCUCAUAUUAUACAGGUUAAUGUGUCAGGAGGGUCAGAACUUCAAUAACAGCAACCACCACUACCACUACCUUGAACGCUGUAAUGUAUGCUUUAGAUAUCCCUUCAACUAAUCUCAUUCAGGAAGAGCAGCUGAGGAACAAUCUACAGUUGUCUAUAUCUUUUAGUAGAAACAGAAUGAAAGAACUAGUGAUGUUGAUCAGGUCUUCCACGUUCAAGGAAGCCCAGAGCAUACUAUGUACUGUAUAUUUCAGGUGUGGAGUGUGGACUUCAUUCAAGACCAUCAAGGUCAAUGAGAGAACAUUGAGGCUUGUGACGUGGGAUACAGCAUGUUCCUAGAAUUAAUGGAGAAAUUCCUUCAUGCAAUGAAGUAAUCAGACCAUGAAAGGCUUCUGAUCUCUGAAUGAGUACGACUGUAAUGUUGGAUGCGAGGAAACGGUUAUGAUGAUCUGAAUUCUGAAAUUGAUUUAUUUGCUCGUUCUUUAACUAGAUCCUCCCUUCCGAGAGGAAUUUUACAAUGCUAUAUAGCAUUGGUGCUAUAAGUUUUUACCUUUAUGGUAUAACUUGAAAUUGUACCUUUAAUUUUAUGGUACAACUUCAGAUUGUACCUAUACUUUUUGUACAAAUUCUUUUAUGGUACAACUUAAACUUGUACCUUAUGUGAUGCUACAACUUCAUAUUGUACCUAUACUUUUUGUAAAGUUGUACCAUAAAGACAUAAUGAUACA